Messenger RNA from Lodderomyces oxycetoniae, 2889 nucleotides. It is a transcript of the gene MTR10, whose product is annotated as Mtr10p. Gene Ontology annotation, molecular function: small GTPase binding. Lineage: Eukaryota; Fungi; Ascomycota; Pichiomycetes; Serinales; Debaryomycetaceae. Gene Ontology annotation, biological process: protein import into nucleus. The transcript has a single exon. The record is from RefSeq and is a predicted model, not a curated record. Gene Ontology annotation, cellular component: cytoplasm. The coding region runs from base 1 to 2889 and encodes 962 amino acids.
AUGUCUUUUCAAGUAACUUUUCCAGAGCUCAAAAAUGCGUUAACAACGAUGUAUUCCAAUGGAUCACGCGAUGACAAGACCAGAGCCACGCAUUUUCUUGAACAAUUUCAGAAAUCGCAAGAGGCAUGGAAACUAACUCAUGAAAUCCUUAAUGACAAGUCAUUGGGUGAUUUGCAAUUGAAAUUAUUUGCAGCUCAAACUUUACGAUCUAAAGUUGUUUACGAUUUAUCUACUCAAGUACAAGAGUCAACUUAUGAUGCAUUGAAAAGUUCCAUAUUGAAUUUGUUGAAGCUAUAUAAUGGCAAGAGUGAAAGGUUGAUAAGAAUUCAACUAUCCAUUGCAUUAUCGCAACUAGCGUUGCAGUAUCUCUCGUGGACUUCAGCCAUGAACGAUAUCGUGUCCAGUUUGACCGAGUCUAACCAAAAUACACUUGUAUUAUUGGAAUUCUUAAAGAUUUUACCAGAGGAGCUAUCCGACGUGAAAAAGUCUCAUUUGACUGAUGAGGAAUAUAACAAAAGAUCAAAAGAGUUGGUAACCGAUCAAGUUGAAUCGGUAAUACUCAUAUUGAAAAAUCUCACCGAGAACAAUACAAACAAUAACCAAGAUUUAAAUUCCGCUAUAUUGGACUGUUUGAAUAGCUGGAUAACAGAGUGUCCAAUUGAACAGAUAUUGCAUAUCGAUUCAUUAACUGCAUUGAUUUUCCAAAGCUUGUCUCAAGACUCAACGUUUGAUAAAGCUAUCGAAUGUUUGGCAACAAUAAUUAGAGAAACUAGAGAUAUUGAUAACUACCAUAUUAUUGAUACCUUGUACCAACAAAUUUUGAAAUUGAAUAAAUUCAUGCAUCAAAGUCCUGACAAAUUGGAGGACUUGGAAACAAUAGAAGGAUUGACCAGAUUAUACGUCGAGUGUGGGGAAUCGUGGCAUACCUUGAUUGCCAAGAAUCCCAAGCACUUUAAACCUUUGGUAGAAAUAUUAUUGGAAUGUACCAGUUAUGAAGAAGAUUUGGAUAUCGUCAAGUAUACAUUUCAAUUUUGGUACCUAUUAAAGCAAUUAAUAAUUAUUCCAAAAUUUCAAGAAUCUAGAGAGGAGUUUAGUGAUGUUUAUCUAAGGCUAAUUGCAAUAAUUAUUAAACAUUUGACAUACCCAAUUGCAAAAAAUGAUAAUGAUUUAUUCAACGGUGACAAGGAGCAAGAAGAUAAAUUUAAAGAGUUUAGGUACGAAAUGGGAUAUGUUUUAAAAGAUUGUUGUGCUGUUGUUGGAGCAUCUAGAGCUCUACAAGUUCCAUUUGAGCAGAUAAAAUCCAUUUUGUCAAACUCUCUGGGACACUGGCAAUAUCUUGAAGCGCCCUUAUUUUCAAUGAGAACCAUGGCAAAGGAAGUGCCAGCAAAGGAAAAAACCAUAUUACCCACCAUCAUGUCAUUUUUGGUGCGAUUACCAGAACACCCAAAGGUCAGAUAUGCCGCUACAUUAGUUUUGGGAAGAUAUACUGAAUGGACAGCAAAGAACCCGGAAUUUCUAGAGCAACAAUUGAACUAUAUCACCCACGGUUUUGAAGUUGCCAACAACAACAACGAUAUUAUGAUGGCUACUUCGCACGCCUUGAUGUACUUUUGCCAAGACUGCUCAGAGUUGCUUUUGAACUACUUGGAGCAGUUGUAUAUUUUAUAUAACCAAGUACGAGGUCAAAUCGAUUUGGAUUCGAAUUAUGAGUUAAGUGAUGGAUUAGCUCAUGUUGUUGCAAAAGUACCCGAAGAGAAUCUUUACAAGACUUUGGAAAUGUUUUUACAGCCAACAUUGGAUUUGUUGCAAAACCUUGUAUCUAUGCCUGUUUCGGAAGCUGGCAAUAAAGAAAUGGCGGAUCAGUUGGAGAUUAUUUGUAUAUACAUUGAUGUUUUAAAAACUAGUGAGUUUGACAAACCAACAUACGCGGUAGCUACCUUGUUUAUUGAAAAGAUAUGGCCAUUGACAACUACCAUUUUAACAAAAGAUGCCACUUCCUUAAUUGUUAGCGAAAAGUGUAUGAAAUUAAUCAAGAGUGCCAUUUUAUCAUUUAGUUCAUACUUGAAUUCCAUUUUACCUCAAAUAGCCGAGAUUUUACAUCAAGGAUUUAAACAAACUCAUUUUGGAUGUUAUUUGUGGGUCACUGGAGUUGUUAUUAGAGUGUUUGGAGAUGACGAAUUUUCACCACCCGAAAUCACUUUAGCAGUUUACGAAUUUGCUAUGCAACAAGCUCAAUUAUUUUUUGAACAGUUGUUUUCUCAAAAGAGUCAAGGAGAAGUUGAAAAUUGUUCUGAAGUUAUUGAGGACUUCUUUCGUAUGACGAAUGAUUUAUUGAUGUUUUAUCCAUUUGAGUUUAUCCCUAAUUUUGACUUUUUAACGUCGAUAUUUAAAGCUUGUCAAAUCGUCUUGAGCAUUGUUAACGAAUACAAUCCAAUAAUUUCCUGUAUUCACUUUUUGAUUGAUUUGGUUUCAUGGGGAUUAGAGCAUCCGCCAAUCUCGUUAUUUGAGCAACAGGAUACAGAACCAUUGAAACAAGCUAUCAAGCAGUUUCUUAUUGUGGACAACCAUGGUGGAGAUCUUUUAAAAGUUGUUUUGAAUGGCAUAAUUUUCAAAUUUCAUGCUGAUGUGCAACAGGAUGCUAAUGAUUUGAUUUUGAAAAUACUCGUUGUUGUGACAAGUGUUGAAAUGGCCAUCAAUUGGUUAAGAUCAGCUGUAGUAGAUUUACCCAAUGUCAAUGAGAAGGAGAUGGACCGAUUAAUUGAUACCGUCACUGUUGCAUUGCAAAAUAAGGAUAAUAGAAGAGUCAGAUCAGCUCUAAAAGACUUUAUUAAUUGGUACUCGAGAAAGAAUAUCAGCCCGAGAUCCGAAUUUCAAGGAUAUACUCACUAA